AUGGCGCCAUACGGUAGGCAGAAAUUUCGAAGUGACAAUUCAAACCUAGGUUACGGUGCAAAUCUCCGCGGCGAUGAGAGCUAUGAGUCUUUAAUGGGAAACGUCAAACGAAGGUACUUGUUGGAGGGAACAACUUCGGUAGCAUUGACCUAUUCACUGUUGGUAGGACUACAUAUUUGUAUGAAACAUCAGCAGCGGAGGAGAGUGUCCAUGCCAGUGCUCAGUACCACGGUGCUUGCUCAAGUGGGGCCAGUGAUGGUAGCUACCGAGCGUACAUCCGAGAAUCUGGUCAUUGACCUAGACGGUGAUGAUGCUAUGGAUGUGGUUAUAAAUGGAGGCAAUGGAAUCACCGAACAAGCCAAUGAGCAACAGAUAACGGGAUCAAAUGGUAUACAACUCACUCAAGUUGCCAACACCCAGAGAGACCAACAGUUUGGAGAUGUUGUUAUGAACAUUCUUAACACAUACAUGCAACAAAUGGAAGCAACACUUAUGGAGGCGUAA
This is a messenger RNA of Arabis nemorensis, 504 nucleotides long. The record is from the annotation of a GenBank genome assembly. Lineage: Eukaryota; Viridiplantae; Streptophyta; Magnoliopsida; Brassicales; Brassicaceae.